CCUGUUUCCGGUAGCCUCGGCAGAACCGGCGCCUCAGGUAGUGCUGCUUCGGCGGUGGAGUUUGCUGAGUGUUUUCUGGACUUCAGGAGGCAUGUCGGCGGCUUUUCGCAAGGCAGCCAAGUCCCGGCAGCGGGAACACCGAGAACGAAGCCAGCCUGGCUUUCGAAAACGUCUGGGUUUGCUGGAGAAAAAGAAAGAUUACAAACUUCGUGCGAAUGACUAUCAUAAAAAGCAAGAUUUCCUCAAAGCUCUCCGGAAGAAGGCUCUUGAAAAAAAUCCAGAUGAAUUCUACUAUAAAAUGACUCGUGUUAAGCUCCAGGAUGGAGUUCAUAUUGUCAAAGAGAACAAGGAAGAAGUAACCCCAGAGCAGCUAAAGCUGAUGAGAACUCAGGAUAUCAAAUACAUAGAGAUGAAAAGGGUUGCGGAAGCGAAGAAAAUUGAAAGACUGAAAUCAGAGCUCCAUCUGCUGGAUUUCCAGGGGAAGCAACAGAAUAAGCACGUGUUCUUUUUUGACACCAAAAAGGAAGUUGAACGGUUUGAUAUUGCGACCCACUUGCAAACGGCCCCAGAGCUAGUUGACAGGGUCUUUAAUAGACCCAGGAUCGAGACCUUGCAGAAGGAGAAGGUGAAAGGAGUUACACCCGAGACUCGACUCAAGGGGAUAGCUAAAGAAAGACAAAAGCAGUAUGAUUGCUUGACACAGCGGAUUGAACGGGAGAAGAAGCUGUUCGUUGUUGCACAGAAAAUUCAAACACGCAAAGAUCUUAUGGAUAAAACUAAGAAGGUGAAGGUGAAGAAAGAAACAGUGAACUCCCCAGCUAUUUACAGAUUCCAGACUCGCCGAAAACGUUGACGUGUUAAAAAUAAGCCUCAUCAUUCUGCAUUGAAAAGAACUCUUUUUUUUUUUUUUUCUUUUGUAAUAACCUUAGACUUUAUUAGUUCAAAUGGCUUGGUUUUUAAUUCUGACUUAUUGUCAACCUGAUAUUUGAUAUCUUUCUAUGAGAAUAGUAAAGCACCUUCCCCAGUAUCAUUGUUUCUGUAUUAUGAAUUCAGUCUCUUACAUAUAAUACUUAUUUUUCCCUAUAAAAGUUAUAUAAUCUUAUAGAGCAAAGGAGAAAGUAGAUGAAUCCAUUUCCAUUCUCAGUAUUUAAAAACAAGAUAUUUUUCUAUAUAGUAGGAGCUUGGGCUACAGAGCAGUUACUGUGGGUAUUCUGGUUUUUGCCCCCAUAUGGGAGAGCGAUAUAUCAGCUUUUGUUUAUAGUCUUGUUUUCUCAUUCUCCUUAUAGUAAAAAUUUAUGUUCCAAUUUUUAAAUAAACCAUUAGCUAUAUGCCAUUUUUGUUACAUUACUGAAUUUUUUAAAAAGUAAUAUAAAACUAUAGUAAAGAGUAAAA
This is a messenger RNA of Psammomys obesus (fat sand rat), 1392 nucleotides long. It is a transcript of the gene Utp11, whose product is annotated as UTP11 small subunit processome component. The coding region runs from base 92 to 853 and encodes 253 amino acids. Gene Ontology annotation, biological process: rRNA processing. Gene Ontology annotation, cellular component: small-subunit processome; nucleolus. Lineage: Eukaryota; Metazoa; Chordata; Mammalia; Rodentia; Muridae. The transcript has 8 exons. The record is from RefSeq and is a predicted model, not a curated record.